AUGUCGCGGAACUACGCGUACCGCUCCCGCCGGAGAUUCGUCGUCGUGAGGCGUAGAGAUCUGGGAGGAGGAGCAGCAGGAGGAGCGAUGGACGGGAAGCUCGUUGACGCCUGGGGCUCGCGCUACCUCAACCUCAACCGCGGCAGCCUCCGCCAGCCGCAGUGGCGGGAGGUCGCCGAGGCCGUCAACUCCCGCCCAGGGGCCUCCGCACGCUGCCGACCGCUGUGCGCCGCGCUGCCGCCGGGCGCCGUCGCGCUCCCCGUCGCCGCAAUCGCCACCGCCGCUUCCCAUGGCGCUCCCCCUUACCAAUUACCACCGCGGCUCCAAUCUCCACUCCGCGAACCUCAUCCACAAGGCGGCCGCGCGCAUCAGGUGGAGGAGGUGCCCCGCGAACGCCCGCGUCGCCGCGUGUGCCUGCUCGGCGCAGGUGGUGAAGAGCUCCGCCGUCGGCGCACCACCAGGGCCAUUCUGCUUGGACGGGUGGUGGCGCCCGUUGCGGCGGCUGGCGGAGCGGCAGCACCGAGGGGUUGGGACGCGGGAUGUGGCCCGCGGCGGCGGAAGCAGACGCAGAGGCGCGUGAGGUGGCGGAGCUCCACGACGACGGCGGCAUCAGUGGCGCGCAUCUUGUCAGCGGGCCUUUGGUGUUCUGAUGAAGCUCAUGAAGAAGAAGGUGCGAGCGAGGAGGAUGCAAAGAAGUGGGAGGGAGAAUUGGCAAAAGCUAACAAUGAGCUUAGAGAGAUUAGGAAUGAGCUCAAGAUGGUGUGGCAACAACUUCAGAAGGCCACUGCCAAGCUAAAGUUCAUUGGGAAUUAUAGGCACAAUGUCAAACUUGCGCACGUGUUGCUUGCUUUAUUUGUUGUUGUUGCGGGAUUGAUGCUUGGUGGCAAGACUAAUUAA
Molecule: messenger RNA, 897 nt
Organism: Setaria italica (foxtail millet)
Lineage: Eukaryota; Viridiplantae; Streptophyta; Magnoliopsida; Poales; Poaceae
Exons: 2
Coding region: 1-897 (298 amino acids)
Cellular component (GO): nucleus
Molecular function (GO): transcription cis-regulatory region binding
Source: RefSeq, a predicted model, not a curated record